This is a messenger RNA of Salvia splendens (bonfire salvia), 824 nucleotides long. Its product is annotated as probable xyloglucan endotransglucosylase/hydrolase protein 5. Lineage: Eukaryota; Viridiplantae; Streptophyta; Magnoliopsida; Lamiales; Lamiaceae. The record is from RefSeq and is a predicted model, not a curated record. Bases 46 to 810 code for a protein of 254 amino acids. Gene Ontology annotation, biological process: cell wall biogenesis; xyloglucan metabolic process. Gene Ontology annotation, molecular function: xyloglucan:xyloglucosyl transferase activity; hydrolase activity, hydrolyzing O-glycosyl compounds. The transcript is spliced from 4 exons.
UUCAUUCUCACAUAUUCUCCUUGCUCUCUCUCUCUCUGCAGAAACAUGGCUUCUCACUCCCUCUGUAGUCUCUCCCUUGGCCUGCUGAUGCUCGCCGCCGCAGCACUAGCGGCGGCGCCCAAAAAAGCAGUGGAUGUCCCCUUCGGCAGAAACUACCUCCCCACUUGGGCUUUCGACCACAUCAAAUACCUCAAUGGCGGCUCUGAGAUCCAGCUCCUUCUUGACAACUACACUGGUACUGGAUUCCAAUCUAAGGGUUCAUACCUAUUUGGACACUUUAGUAUGCAUUUGAAGCUGGUUGGUGGGGAUUCUGCUGGAACUGUUACUGCUUUUUAUCUAUCCUCCCAAAACUCAGAGCAUGAUGAGAUAGACUUUGAAUUCUUGGGCAAUAGAACUGGACAGCCAUACAUCUUGCAAACAAACGUAUACACUGGUGGAAAAGGAGACAAAGAGCAAAGAAUCUAUCUUUGGUUUGAUCCAACCAAAGACUUCCACACCUACUCUAUCUUGUGGAAUCUCUACCAAAUUGUAUUUUUCGUGGACGAUAUCCCGAUCCGUGCGUUCAAGAACAGCAAGGAUCUCGGGGUGAAGUUCCCAUUCAACCAGCCGAUGAAGCUGUACUCGAGCUUAUGGAACGCGGACGACUGGGCCACGAGGGGGGGCCUGGAGAAGACUGACUGGUCUAAGGCCCCCUUCGUGGCCUCGUACCGUGGCUUCCACAUUGACGGAUGUAAAAAAUCAUGGAUUAAAUAUGCCCGGUCAAUGGAUUUUGACCAAAUAAUAAAUGUGACGAGACAUUUAAUUUUGUGAAAUUAAAUGACAUA